Clarias gariepinus (North African catfish) is the source of this 1287-nucleotide messenger RNA. It is a transcript of the gene cpo, whose product is annotated as carboxypeptidase O. Gene Ontology annotation, molecular function: metallocarboxypeptidase activity; zinc ion binding. The transcript has 9 exons. Bases 57 to 1145 code for a protein of 362 amino acids. NCBI's taxonomy places the organism in Eukaryota, Metazoa, Chordata, Actinopteri, Siluriformes, Clariidae. Gene Ontology annotation, biological process: proteolysis. The record is from RefSeq and is a predicted model, not a curated record.
ACAUAUAGGUGUAUCAGUAACUGUGUGCAGAUUCCUAGAGUUCGUCGCGGUGCAACAUGUUGUGGUCGGGGUUAGCUGUUUCGCUCAUUUUAAACCUGGUAACUAAUAACAGGGCAGUGGAGGGACUGGAGCCGGGGGCUUAUGACUACACUAAAUAUCACACCAUGGAUGAGAUUUUAGAGUGGAUGAAGAUGAUGCAAAAUAAUUAUUCUGAUGUAGUUACCAGCAUCACAUAUGGGAAAACGUAUGAAAAGAGAAACAUAUCACUAUUGAAGAUCGGUCAGAAGAGCAAUGAGCCGAAGAAGAUGAUCUGGAUGGACUGUGGGAUCCAUGCUCGAGAAUGGAUUGCUCCGGCUUUCUGCCAGCACUUUGUGAAGGAGAUCCUGGGCUCCUACAAAACAGACCAAAAGAUUGGUGAAAUGUUAAAACGUUUGGACUUCUACGUCACUCCAGUGUUGAACAUGGAUGGAUAUGUAUACUCAUGGAAAGACAACACGACAAGAUUAUGGAGGAAGACAAGGUCACCUGGUACUGCUGAUUGCAUGUGUAAUGGCACGGAUCUCAACCGCAACUUCUAUGCUAACUGGGGAAUGGUGGGAAUUUCCAGAAACUGCUGCUCAGAAAUCUAUAAUGGACAUUCACCUCUUUCGGAGCCAGAGGCCAUGGCAGUGACGGACUUCCUGAGCACCAAUCGAGACAAUAUUCUCUGCUUCCUCACCAUCCAUUCAUAUGGCCAGCUGAUCCUGCUGCCUUAUGGGCAUCCAAACAUCUCUGCCCCCAAUGAAGUCGAGCUGAUGAAAGUAGGUCUGGCUGCAGCAGAGGCCAUUAAAGCUGUUCAUGGAGUGGCCUACACAGUUGGAACGCCUCCUAAUGUGCUAUACCCCAAUUCAGGCUCGUCUCGUGAUUUUGCCCGUCUCAUCGGCAUCCCGUUCUCCUUCACGUUUGAGCUGCGUGAUAAGGGUGAGUACGGCUUCAAACUGCCGGAAGACCAGAUCCAGCCCACAUGUGAAGAGGCGUAUCAGGGCGCGCUGUCCAUCAUCACGUACGUCCUCGACAAAAAUUUCCCUCGUGGUGCAGCUACAAACGUCGCAGCUACACUGUGGAGUGUUGUCUUUGCUGUUUGGCUCUCUACUGCCAUCGUCUGACCUCAAAACUGAACUGAAAUCAGUCACAGUUUUAUUGAACAGCUUAGUAAAGUCUACAGUAUAUUUAUCUUCCAUGUUUCUCUAUAUUCAGAUCUUAUAAAUAACAUUUUGGACAUACAAUAAAGUGUAAAUGGUCCAAUUU